Saitoella complicata NRRL Y-17804 is the source of this 843-nucleotide messenger RNA. RefSeq names its product cyclin-domain-containing protein. Gene Ontology annotation, cellular component: cyclin-dependent protein kinase holoenzyme complex; nucleus. NCBI's taxonomy places the organism in Eukaryota, Fungi, Ascomycota, Saitoellomycetes, Saitoellales, Saitoellaceae. The transcript has 2 exons. The record is from RefSeq and is a predicted model, not a curated record. Gene Ontology annotation, biological process: regulation of cyclin-dependent protein serine/threonine kinase activity. Bases 1 to 843 code for a protein of 280 amino acids. Gene Ontology annotation, molecular function: cyclin-dependent protein serine/threonine kinase regulator activity; protein kinase binding.
AUGGGGCAAGAAAGUCAAGUCAGUACGACUGGGGAAGCAUCCCAAACGACCGAAUCGAACGUCGAGAGAACAGAUACCGAAAAUACAGCGAGUUCGACCAAGAUUCCGAGUACGCCUGAACAACUUCCUGUUGCAGAGCCGCACUUGGACUUGGCUCAUCAUCCCAUGCCCGACUUACUAAUGAUGCUCGCCACCAUCCUGCACAAGAUCACGUCGGCGAACGACAGCAUGCAUUAUCCUCAUCCGCGAAACAUCUCCAAUGCGCACCGGAGUUCACCGCUUCUUGCAUUCCAUGCGCGGAACGUACCCUCCAUUUCGAUCCACGCGUACCUUACGCGUAUCCUCAAGUAUUGUCCGACGACGAAUGAGGUUUUCUUGAGUUUGUUGGUAUAUUUCGACAGGAUGAGUCGGCGGACGAAUCCCCAGUUCUAUGCGGGUGGUGAAGGGAUUGUUCAGGGGGAACAGCAACCGGUGUUUGCGAUUGAUUCGUACAACGUACACAGAUUGAUCAUCGCGGGAAUCACGGUAGCAAGCAAGUUCUUCAGUGAUGUGUUUUAUACCAACUCGAGAUAUGCGAAGGUUGGCGGUCUACCUCUAUCCGAAUUGAACCACCUUGAACUCCAAUUUUUGAUACUCAAUGAUUUCCGACUGAUGAUUCCGCUCGAGGAGUUGCAAAGAUACGGCGAUCAGCUCUUGCGCUUCUGGGCGAGCCGAGAUGACGGAACAGUACAAUCACCAGCACCACCUACACCACAGCCGGGAAUACCGGCUGGAUAUAUGAACGCAAUGCCACGGCAGGUUGCUUCAUACAACGGACAAGAGAACAUGCAUGAGCGAGAUUGA